This is a messenger RNA of Silurus meridionalis, 2060 nucleotides long. RefSeq lists its product as uncharacterized. Lineage: Eukaryota; Metazoa; Chordata; Actinopteri; Siluriformes; Siluridae. Bases 125 to 1207 code for a protein of 360 amino acids. The transcript is spliced from 2 exons. The record is from RefSeq and is a predicted model, not a curated record. Gene Ontology annotation, molecular function: mRNA binding; metal ion binding.
AAGGGCCCGCCUAUAAAUACACGGCUCCACGUCACAACGCGCACACAUAAAGACUCACACACCCGUUCAGCCUUCAGAGCUUCGCCACACUGUCACACCAACUCUAACGACUCAAUUCUGAAGUAUGUCGGACAACUACGACGAACUGCUUCGCAACCUACUUCAGAUCAGCCUGAAAGAUGAUUUUCCUAAACAACACACGAAACCGUCGGUGCCCCGGCAGCUGUCUUCUUGCUUCUCUACGAAGAGCCUCAGCUCAGAGAAACUGAGCGAGGACUCACUCAGCUGGCCGUUCGAUAUCUGGAGCGGGAACGGCCCGAAGAACGUGCCGCAGAAUCCGUUCAGGUCCGACCGGUCGAUGAGUCUGACUGACAACUACCUUCCCAGCGUCCCCAACAACAAAAUGAAGUCACUCGAACUUCCGCCGCCGCCCGGAUUCCCUCCCUUGGCUCCUCAGCCUUCGAACCGGUAUAAGACUGAGCUGUGUCGAAGUUUUCAAGAGAACGGCAGCUGCAAAUAUGGUAGCAAGUGUCAGUUUGCGCACGGCGAGAGCGAGCUCCGAGGCCUCUACCGUCACCCGAAGUACAAAACAGAAGCAUGUCGCACGUUCUACAACUUUGGAUAUUGUCCCUAUGGGAGUCGGUGCCACUUCAUCCACGAGGAGAAGCUUUCCUCUCCGAAAACAUUCAGCCAGAAGACCCAAGCCACUGCCGGCCAGCAAGCGCGAGUUCUUCGCCAGAGUGUGAGCUUCGCCGGUUUCCUCGGCUCUCGCAGUAUCUCCCCACCAGUACCCUACGAAUCCAUGGGCUUCAGCCGUGCGCCUUCAGUGUCUCCUCCACCGGCCGACAUCUUGUCCCCUCUAUUCAACGACACCAGCCGUGACAUGUUCCCCUUCCCGCAGAUCAGAGGUGAAAGUGAAGUCCAUAACCAUCCUCCACUUAAAGAGCCUCAGAAAUCCUCGCACUGUGUGUGGGGCCAAGGAACAAACUUUGAGCCUCUGGUUGGCAAAUGCACCGGGAAGGAGAACAGAAGCAGCGCCUUCGGUUUCAGCCACGGCAGCAUUCAACGCUUCGCUUCAGACGAGUCCCUCUCAGACCACGAGAGCUACAGCAGCACAGGGAGCUCGAGUGGCUCUGAAUCUCCCACCUUCGAAAACGCAGCCAACAAACGCCUAACAGUUUUUGCUCGCAUGUCUGUUUCCGAGUGAUUUUUUUUAUUCGUAUUUUUUUUUCAAAGGACAUUUUACAAAUCACAAACUUUUCCAAAGAUUCUUUAUUACAACAAUAAUAUGCUUAUUUAUUUGCUUUAAUUACUGGCCAUAGGAAAAUGUAUUUCCAUACACAUGCAGUCUAAAGCUAUGUUUUUUUUAUUUUUUUUUAUUUGUUGUUAUCGCAUUUAUGUAGUUUGUACCGUUGUGUCUUCCACUCGCUUACGGUAGAUUUCACCCACAGACAAGUCGGUCAAAUGUAUCAGGUGGCGCAUUAGUGCUACUGACGUAAGCAGAGUUUGUGUCUGUGCCCGUUCUACACAAUCAGUUGACACAAAUGAGAUUUAUAGGCUACUCAACCAGCAAUGUGAUGAACCUGAAAUGAUAGCUAUUACAUGUACUCACUAAGAAAUGCACUUUACCUCGACUGGGAGAUAUGUAGCAUUUAACCAAAGCAUUAUGAUCUUAUGUGCCUAUUGUGAAAUAAUGGCUUGGAUCUUGACAGCCUUUUGGUAAAACCUCCCUCAAUUAUAAUUUACACACAACAAAAUGUAAACAAAAGGUGUUUUGUUGUUGUUGAUUUUUUUUUUUUUUUUUUUUAAUAAGACAAGACCUGCCAGACUGUCUUGUGUUGUUUAUCAGGGACUGUAUCUUUACAGUGUUUCCGUAGUUUAGGAUGCCAUUGUUUUAUAAUUGUAUAGACUUAACCAAUGUAUUUAUUAAGUAUUUAUUAAAAUAAUAGCGAUGUAUUUUUUACUUAUUUAUCAACACACAUUGUUGGGGUAUUAAAAAACAGAAUAAUAGAUAUCAUAAUUUCCCCAAAAUUUAUUAAAUAAAUUAUGUGGAAAAAUUA